This is a messenger RNA of Drosophila santomea, 2178 nucleotides long. RefSeq names its product hyphal wall protein 2. Lineage: Eukaryota; Metazoa; Arthropoda; Insecta; Diptera; Drosophilidae. The transcript is spliced from 6 exons. Bases 35 to 2086 code for a protein of 683 amino acids. The record is from RefSeq and is a predicted model, not a curated record.
AUUUACUAACGGCGGGCGUAAUCACUAGUUCACAAUGAGUUGGAACAAGAGGAACACUAGUCACAUAUCCAUAUACAACUACCCGGAGCAUCUAAAUCCAUUCUACGAAGAUGACAAUCACAAACGCCUCAGAUUUUUUGGGUUCAGCAAAAAGAAGAACGAAAAUGGCAGACAUAGUCUGUCGAUUGGAAACUUGCAAGAAUUGUGGAAAUCGUAUUCUUUUCGUAAGAAGAAGUCUUCAACGUUAGGCAUAAACAAAACAUCGGAGAGCCCGCCCACUCUUAGACGAGAUCUAAACGAUAAUUCCUAUAUGAACUCUAGAGUUUUUCGUGGCGACCGUCACACAUCCCUGCAAGAUAUUGAUAGACGACGGGAGUCGGACUCAUUGUCCUCAAAUGGGAUGUUCUUCAACCGCAAUGAUCGGUACAGGAGCACAACGCAGUUUUCCGGAUAUCCCUCGGCAAACAAUCAGAGUAUAAGAUUAUCACAAUCUAGUCUAGCCAGCUCUAAUCCCUUCGAGUCGCAGCCGGAGUCCUGUCCUAGUUCCCCGAUGAGCAGUCGAAGAUAUCGUAAGAAGAGGAGAGCUCCGCCGCCGCCAAAACUAGUGGUCCAAGAUUACCUAGCUACCAAAGACAUUGAGUCUCUUGCCUCUGAAAUUGACGCGUUUGUUAACAACCGAAAAGAAUCUUUAAUAAAACAAGAAGUUGUCGAGGAGGUCCCCAAAUCAAAUGAACCAACAAUUUUGAUUACUGCACCAAUCUCCGAUAGCGAACCUAGCCCCAGCACAUCCAGAGCACCACCAACCUUCAGUGUCAGGCAAUCCAAUGGAUACGGCACGGCCAUUGAUAAGGAAAAGGUCACUAUCUUCGAAUGCGAUAACAAUACUAAUACCUGCACCUCCCCAAAACCGGAAUGUAAUGGCACCGUGCACAUAAAACAGACCAUUAAACCCGAAACACCUAACACACCUCUUCAGAUACGAAAAGUCCGCACACCUAAUAUUGCUGGCCAGCCCACUCCCUGCACCUCCAAAACUCCCGAGUGCAUCGCCAGCGUCCACAUAGAGCACUCUUCUGAACACAUAUCAGUGUGCUCCGAACGGAAGCCCAAUAACGAUGUGAACCAAGUCAUCAAAAAGCCAAAUGGUGCCAUACCUGUCGGCAUCACAGAAGAGCCCUUAGUUGUUAAGGAAACUCCAAAGACGGCAGAACCUCCGAAAUAUGCUGAGAUCGCCAAGCAAACGGUCGUCUUGGUGGAUCCCGAAGACAGUAGUGGCUCCUCCACAUCCAAAACACAACAGUCCAUUGCCAAUGAACAUGCUAAGCUGCCCGCUGAAUGCGAAACUUUGAGCACAGAUCCUGAGCCAGAUGAUAACACGUAUGUGGAAGAAAGGAAAACCAAUUCAUUCGGCACGGUCAAACAAAUUUCACAGAUUUUUGAAGAGAACAUUACUAGUUCCAGUGGUUCUAGUCAAGUACCCAAAAAAGAAGUCCUCCCCACAAAUGGUGCAAUAUCAAAGAAAACAGAGAAUCAUGUUGUUUCCAAUGUAAUUCAGCCGAUCCCAGCUGAAACCAGCGACGUUUUACAAAUAAGAGAAGAGUUUGAGCUGGAAAAUAAUGUAAGAUAUCGUGAGAGACCCACAAGCGAACGCUAUAGAUCUUCCAUAUCGGCGGAACGGGAAUCAAAUUCCACGCCCACGCCGAGGAUGCGGAAGAAGAAGUCCAUCAAGGAAGUGCUAGAGUCCAUAAGCAGGAAUCAGAAGAUUCUAAACGAAAGCGCGGCGAAGGGCACAAAGGUCUAUUUAACACCAACCUAUGCUGAGAACAAUUACAACUAUCCCAAUGAGUUAAAUAAUGUUAAUAAUAGAUCGUCCAAGGAAGUGACGUCCGCCAAUAUUUCAGUUAGCACAUCGGAUACCAAUGAGCUACCAUCCCAAAGUAACUUGUUCAUAAGCAAAAUAAGCAAGUUUAAGGGCCAAUUCAGGGAGUCAUCUCCCACUUCGUCGAACUUGGAUUGGAACCCACUACCGAAGCCAAGUCGAUCCCAUAACUCAGCUAGUUCUAACUUCAACAACGGCUCGUGCUAAUGAGUUCAAUAAAUUACGCUGUACACAAAUAAUAUUUAUAUUAAACAUAAACCAAAUUUAUACGCAAUAAAAUAAAAACGUACUUAUGAUAA